AUGGGGCAAUCGAUUGAAGCGAUGCGUCGUGAUAUAAGCACGCUUCGCACGGGACGCGCGACACCCGCACUGGUCGAAGACUUGCUGGUUGACUACUAUGGCUCGCCGACCCCGCUCAAGCAGAUCGCUUCCAUAUCGGCCCCAGACGCCCGUGCAAUCAUGGUUCAGCCUUGGGACCGGCAGGCCUUGCGUGACAUCGAGCGGGGCUUGACCCAGUCUGAAAUGGGGUUCAACCCGUCCAAUGACGGCAACGUGAUCACCGUGCCCAUACCACCUCUGACCCAGGAACGUCGCCGGGAAAUGGUGCGGUUGUUGAAGCGCAAGGCGGAAGACAGCAAGGUGGCGGUCCGCAACGUACGGCGCGAAGGCGUGGACUCCCUGCGGAAGAUGGAACGGGGAAAGUCGAUUUCGCAGGAUGAGAAUCGACGAAGCCAGGAUUCGCUGCAAAAGACCACCGACACCCAUAUCAAGGCCAUCGACGACGUUGCCGCCACGAAGGAAGCAGAGAUCAUGGAGGUAUAG
Messenger RNA from Geodia barretti, 522 nucleotides. NCBI's taxonomy places the organism in Eukaryota, Metazoa, Porifera, Demospongiae, Tetractinellida, Geodiidae. The record is from the annotation of a GenBank genome assembly.